Paramecium sonneborni is the source of this 657-nucleotide messenger RNA. Lineage: Eukaryota; Ciliophora; Oligohymenophorea; Peniculida; Parameciidae. The record is from the annotation of a GenBank genome assembly.
AUGUAAAAAAUAGCUAUUCUUAUUCUCAAUACACAAAUUAAUCAAAAAGUCUUUGAUUUUUAUUACACUCCAAAUGCCUACCUUAUUUGUGCUGAUGGUGGUGCUAACAGACUCUAUUAAUAUCAAAAAAAAAUUAUUCCAUAAUGUAUCAUUGGUGACCUUGAUAGUCUCAAACUAGAAAUUUAAGAAUAUUAUUCAUCACUAAAUUGUCCCAUUAUUAAAAUUGAUGAUUAAGAUACUUCAGAUUUUGAAAAAGCACUAUAUUUUAUUUAAUAAUAACCAGACAUUCAUCGCAUCAUCAUCUUAGGUGGUUUAACUGAAAGAUUUGAUUAGACCAUAAAUUCCUUACAUACCUUGGCUAAGUUUAAUUUUCAUGGUGAAUUAAUAAGUGACUAUUCUAUUGUUAGAUAUUUUAAUAAAGGAAUUCAUAAAUUUUAAUUCUCUGAAAUUGAGUCACUCAAAGGAAUUAGUUUAUUUCCAUAAGGAACUCAAGCCAGAAUCAACACAAAAGGAUUAAAAUGGGAUGUGACAUAAAAUAAUCCACUAAUCUUUGGUUAAUUUAUAAGCACAUCUAAUGAAGCUCUUCAAAAACAACUUGAGUUCGAUUCCCUUGAUAACUUUUUCUUUGUGACUUAAUUGAAAGAUUAAUAUAUUUGA